AUGAGAGGCAGCGCAAUAGCGCACCCAAACACCCACGGCACCCAGGAGUCCCACUCUAGGGAUAGCGAACGGGCCGUUCCGGAAGAUAUCGAUGUUGCCACACCGGUGGCGGAAGAUGAAGCGGGCGAGGACGUAGACGCCGGCUGUGAAGUCAUCGAAGGCGUGGAAGAUGAGCUAGUCGCAGUGUUCGAUAGAGUGCCUCCGCCUGUGCUAGACGAAGUACUACCUGCCGAAGCGCUAGUUGUCUGCGCCCCGCCCGUGGUCGCGGUCUCUGUCGUGGCCGACACCCCCGUGGUCAUGAUCGGCCCGCCAGGAUUCUCAGACGUGAUAUUCGGCAGCGGAUUGCCAGUCAAUAUCGUCGUGUCCAAGACGCACACGCCGCCUAUGCAUGUAUAUCCGACUUGA
Molecule: messenger RNA, 405 nt
Organism: Penicillium canariense
Lineage: Eukaryota; Fungi; Ascomycota; Eurotiomycetes; Eurotiales; Aspergillaceae
Exons: 1
Coding region: 1-405 (134 amino acids)
Source: RefSeq, a predicted model, not a curated record